AUGCGCUUCAAACCCAGUUUUUCGCUGGCCAUUUCGAUUACAUUAGUUUUGUUGGCUUGUGGGUUGUGUGAGCCGUCGGCGGAAGAAACGGAAAACGGCGAGCCGGUGUUUUAUUGCUUUGUGGAUCCGCCAGCGGUGAGAAGAGUUCAGAGUUCUAAGCGCCAUCCAGACAGACACGUUCCAGAAAACCCGCGUGUCGCCCGAUCUUCUCUCGAACAUCACCGCGUGCACGCACUUUGUCUACGGCCGCAUUCCGAUCGACAAACCGUCGGGACACCCGGAAUACAGUGUGACCGAUGUGUACUCGGAUUAUGGGAUUGACAAUCUGCGAACGUUUAUUCGCAUGAAAUCUAGACAUCCGAGCGCCAAGUUCUUGUUGGGAGUUGUGCGCACGAAGCCGUUUGAGGAUAAUCUGAUGGCGCAAAAGGUUGCGGACGGCGUUUUGAAAGCGGUGAAGAGCAAGUGAGUUCUCCAACGCCCGGAAAGUUUUAGAAACGUCCUUGUAGACAACUCGACGGAGUGUUCAUUCGUUUCGAGGGCAACCAUCUGGAGUACCGUACCUCUACGGCGUUCAUCAAGUCGCUCGCAUCCAACGAACAACUAUCGGUGACGUUCGGAGUCAGCGGAAGAAGAGUGUUCGCGUUUGAGGCGGUGAGACGGCUCCGAGAGAUCAACGAGCACGUCGAGCACAUUUAUUUGGAUAUGGGAGAGCUGCCGUCGAACGAGGAUCCCUAUCAGAUCACUCAAAUCAAUCCGCUCUUCUCGAACACUUCGAUUCCAUUUGAGGAAACGAUUCAGGGGACUGUGCAACAGUAAGUUACCUUCAGAAUCAAAAGUACAGCGGAUGUUGCAGGUUGACAGAAGAAGGACUCCUCCCACAUCGUCUUGUCAUCGGACUGACCGCCGGUGGAUGGAAGUUCGAGAUCAAAGACGCCCAAGAUCCACUGACAGUGAUUCACGGGCAAUUCGCAAAGACGCCCGGACGUCGUGUGUCCUAUCAGGAUGCGUGUCGGGCUCGCGGAGCAGUCGUCUACAAUUGGGAAGUGAUGAAUGAGGUGACAGUGUACCGACAGACGUGGAUCAGUGUCAAUCUGCCGACGAAGAAGGCGUUAGGGGAGAAGGUAGGUCACAUGGAAAACACAUCUUCCAUUUCCCCCUCCCCCCCAGAUCAAAUGGAUCCUCUCCGAACACUUUGCCGGCCUCGGAAUCUCCUCCGCCCUUUCCGACGAUCCGUCGGGAGAGUGUGGAACCGACGCGCUUCCCGCUCACACGUUGGCUAUGGAAAUGCUGAGGACGAGCAUCAACUCGAACGUUCCCAAGUGCACACGGCUCUGUUACCUGGAUCCAUCGCAAGUUCCCUCCACGUUCCCCAUCGACAACCUGAAAUCCGAGUUCUGUACUCAUCUAGUCGUCCACUAUUUCGACCUGGACCUCCGCGAAACUGUUUUGAUCGCCGAGGGCGCUCGCGAGUUGAUCGAAAAGAUCGAUGAGUGGAGGAAACGGAUCAUCGAAGUGGCGCCGAAGCUCAUUUUGUCACUGGGCUCCAAGCAAACCACCGGAGUUUGGCAAUUCAUCGUCGCCAAUGAUUUCCGUCGCAAGGAGCUCGCCGAGCAAAUCAUUCGUUCGGUCAACGAGUCGACGGCCGAUGGAAUUGAAGUCUCGUGGACGUUGGAGGCGAUGACGAGCGAGUUCGACAAGAAGAAUCUGAAGGCGUUCAUCGAUGACGUGCUCACGGCGGAUACGGACAAAAAGACGGAGAUUCUUGUGGCCACCACUGCCGACAGCGCUUAUUCGGACUUUUACGACUAUGAACAUUUGAACAAGUACGUUUUUCAUUUCAAAGUUUACAAUAUUCCUACUCGUUUUGCCCUCCAGAACCGCCUCACUGAUCGUCCUCCACUCCCACCGUCUCCAUUCGGAAUCCGCUCCGUUCACAGGCCAUCCAUCGCCCAUCUCCGCCACUUCGUCGAUGAAAGUCCCCAAGAUGACAUGGGAAUCUGUGUACACCCACUGGACGACCGCUCGCAAAGUGGCCCGCUCGAAGAUUGUGCUCUCUCUGUCCGCCUCGACCAUCUCGAUUCAAUCGCUCGCCGACGAGCGUACCCAAUCGAUGGAUCCGUUCGGACAAGCCGCUCUCAUCUCACUCCUCCGCUCCAAAAAAUCCGAUAUUCACAGUUUGCAAGAGGUCUGCGAGUCCGUAUCCUCAGGAACCGCCCUGAACAACUGGGUUCCGAUCGCCAACGUUCCCUACCUCCGACGAUAUGAUCAGAUGGUCGCGUACGAGUCGCCGAAAAGCGCUCACAUCAAAGCGGUGUGGGCUUCGAUGGAGCGAGCCGGCGGAUUGGCUCUUCACAACAUUCAACACGACGAUCCGCACGCCGUGUGCGACAAUCGCACCGCUUUUCCGUUGCUCUCGGCGCUCAGCCGUGCUCACGUGUGCUCAAAGUGUCUCACGCAGCAUGACUUCAAGAAGUGUCAUGACCACGAGUUUGUCGUUUCGUGUCGUUAUGAGCUGAAGAAGAGCAAUCGUGAGUUGCGUUCAGUUUUUGAAACACAAUUAUCAUACCAUCUUUUAGCAGUCUUCAAAACCGACAUUGUUCCGUACGAGCGAUGCACCGAAGUGAUUGUGGAGCAGGCGAAACUCGUGCUCGGCGGCAACAUCACCUUCGAAACGGCCGAAGAGGAACGGGCGCUGAGAAACUUGACCGAAAUGCGUCCGAAGAUGCUCAAAUGCGGACUGGUGCUCGCGUUGUCGUGCGGCGAUUCGGAACGUCAUCUCAACUCGAUUCUCGGCGGUUUGAACCACAAAAACUGUGGAAAAGUAGAGAGAGAGAGAGAGUAUUGUUGAUUUAGACAACAUGACGAGUGCGAUCGACAAUGUUCUGGCGGUGAUGGACAAGUACAAGUUUUCGGGUGUUCAGUUGGAUUGUGAGAGACCGAUUCGACGCGGGAAUCAUGUAACGGACACGUUGUUCGGAGUUUUUUUUGGAAAGAAUCUUUCAGAUCUACUUCAACACGUUCGUCCGUAAGCUGUCCAAGAUGUUCGAAAAGUCAAAAGCGUCCAACGGGUGCAACAGAACCAUCUCGGCACGGUAAGCCAAUACAAUCCAUAUAAAUACAACUGUUCCCUCCCAGAUUCUCGCACUACACCCGCAACCCGUCCUCCUACUUCUCAAUCUCUCUCCUCAACAAACUGUCCCACGUCUCACUGCGAAUGUCUUCCCAAUCCUCGGUCGAUGCACCAUCGUUCUUCGCGAAUCCGUCCGAUCCAAAAGCGCCGUCCACCGAGAAGUUUGUCAAGAUGUGGAAGGAGGUGGGAUUGCGGCCCGACAAAUUGGUGUUGGAGAUCUCGCCGUUCGGCUUUGAAUCGAACGGGACCGGCGGAGGAGUGGUGCGAGCAAUGGGACAGGGAGAAGUGUGCCAGACUGUCGGCAAUCGGGCCGUCUUCCGACACGACUAUGAGCAGUUGAAUGGAGCUGUGCGGCUUGAGAAUGGAACUAUGGUGCAUGCGAUGAGUGCGGACGAUUUGGCUUAUAAGAUCGGUUACGCUCGUCGCGAGAAUCUGGGCGGUAUCGCGUUGAACUCGGUGAACGGCGACGACUACACCGGCAUCUGUGGACGUGGAUCUUUCCCCCUUCUCAAGUCGAUUUACACAAGCGUAAAGUGUCAAUGA
Molecule: messenger RNA, 3673 nt
Organism: Caenorhabditis sp. 36 PRJEB53466
Lineage: Eukaryota; Metazoa; Nematoda; Chromadorea; Rhabditida; Rhabditidae
Source: the annotation of a GenBank genome assembly